AUGGCGGCACCUCAGCGAGAACCGUUCGCUCCAAGCAAGGUUAUCCAAACCGAGUAUCCUCUGAUUGAUAAUGACCCACAUUUUACGCGGGUGAUUGGAUACGCCAGGCCGUCUGACUAUGUCCACGGCCUAGUCGCGGCCGCCUUUGGGCCGGGUGCUCUUCUUUUCAUGGAGAAGUUCUCUCCCUCGCGAGUCGGCAAAGGAGGAUUUGCGCCUGCCAUGAGGUUGGCAGGAGCAGUCGGCGCCGUUGGAGGAUUUCUUUACUUCUACCAGCGAUCAGCACUUCGCUUUUAUGGUGCUACGGAAAAUUCUCGCGAGAUUGAGAUGGAUAUGAAAGAAAUGGUUGCCAAGGUGAAGGCAGGCGAGCCAUUGUACGGAGAGAGCCAGCUCACACCACAUAUGCAAGGAGUCGCAGCUAGACAGUCGAGAUAUUCGUCGCUUUUCAUGUCCAUCAUGCCUUGGUUCAACUUUGUCAACCACAACCAGCACGGAGUUGACACAGCAAAGUAUUACCAGCAGGCUGAGAGGGAAUUAGAAGCAGAGAGGCUGGCGAAGGUGUAA
Messenger RNA from Scedosporium apiospermum, 561 nucleotides. Its product is annotated as NADH:ubiquinone reductase (H(+)-translocating). The coding region runs from base 1 to 561 and encodes 186 amino acids. The transcript is spliced from 4 exons. The record is from RefSeq and is a predicted model, not a curated record. NCBI's taxonomy places the organism in Eukaryota, Fungi, Ascomycota, Sordariomycetes, Microascales, Microascaceae.